UUCGCACCUAUCUUUUUGUCUUCCCGUAUUUUGGCCAGUCACGAAUAACGGAACGCGCGAUAUUAUCGACAUUAUGAAGGAUUAAUCAGCUGUUUUGCUUGUUAUCCGUGAACGUGCGAAAUUUAGUAUACCACUAAUUAUGUAAAUCUGGAUAAUUCCCUCGUUUUUUAACCAAUGUCUUAAAGAACGAAGAUUUUACCGCAGUUUACAAAGUUCUCGCGAAAUAUAACGCGAUUGCGUAAUAACUGAACCGUGUAGAAAGUGACAAAAGUGUUCUUGGCAAGGAAAUUCUCACGACUCGGAAGAGGUAGUCUGCAACAAGGUGUAUAAAGCUGAUGGAAUGGCCGGUGCACCAUGUUACACGCGUCUCAGCUGUAUAAUUAAGGAAAUUAACGUGACACGAUCAGAGAUAGCUCUCGUCCAUUAAGCAGAUCCCACUCGUACUGGAAAAGAUCCCAUACAACUGAAAGAAGAAACGCAAUCGGUAUAUAGUCUCGAAACGAACUUUCUUCGUGGAUACGUCAUACUUUGACAGUCGUAAUAUCUAUUUCCUUGGCUUCGCACCUGUCUACCUUAAGGCCAUCACACGUAUACUUACCGGUUGAAUGUGGUCGUACAGGGAAACCAUCGUGUUGUUCCUCUUCUUGGUCGAACGAUCGAUGAAUCCGAUAUGUGCUUCGUUCAGGAAUUCGCUUCACCGCCAGCUGAUGGGAUAACUUUGUUACUUGAGACACUUCGCGGUGUUCAGUUGGCCCAAAGCUCACCACCGUCUUCCGGUCACACGGGUCCAAGAGUGGGUACCAGAAGAGCUGCACUGGACGAGUUGGGUUGCGUCGAAUGUCUGGCUGCCUGCACCGAACGAUGCACCGACGCACCGAGGCUCCUAGUGCAAGCCCAACCCGGUCUUCUUGCUCUGGCAGUUUGUCUGACUAGUAGCUUGAACCGGUCCCGAGUCCUAGCUCUCCAGUUACUGACAAAGGUCUGUCAGACACCGGGUGGUCACGCAGUGGUCUCGGAAGCUGUAUCUACUCUUAGGCUGAAAUAUGGCGAGGGUGGAAGAUUCCGUUUCCUCGCUGGAGCUCUCCUGGCUCCCAGAGCAGCGAUUGCACUGAGAGUCGCAGGAGUUUCAUUCCUGAACGCCUUCCUAAAAUCUGCAUCGCGGACGCAAACCAGAUUGUACAUUCAGGCUGAAGCCUGCGAAGCUGGACUGGAGCCGCAGGUCCUUCAAGAAUGGCUGAAAGAAUUGGACGGCAGGGAGGAGGAUGCUUUGAACGAUCUUCUACAUAAGGAAGUUCAGAAAUGGUCGCACAACUGCGUGGACGUGGACGCCCUACAGCGACGAGUUGUACGUGCCGAGGAAACUUGUAGGAUUCUCAGUAAAAAAGUUUCGGCUCUGCAGACGCAACUUCAGCAAAUGCAAUUGGAGAAGUUGAACAAUUACAACCUGGAGGAUCGUGAGAAGAUGACAGUGCUUGGUACGAAACAGUCGCCGAAAAUGUCCUCGAACGCCGAGGACGAAGGCAUCAGCUCGUCAGAGAGAUCGAGUAGUCCAGAGAAUACGAAACACCAGUCGCGAACCAAUCAUCAGAAAGUCAGCGCGUCUCCGGACAACGAUCAGGAAACGACGAUAGACGACGUGAUCGAGGAACUGAGGAUUAUCGUGAAGGACGCGGAGCAAGAGAUCGGUGACAAGAACCACGAACAGAAUCGGAUAGAUCAUGGGGAUCAGGACUUUUAUAACGAGAAUUCUUCCAAAACGAAGUUACAUAGAACUAAUUCAAAGGUUUCGUUAAAUAAUUCCGAAACGUACGUUUACGAAAAAGUCUUGAAGAGAGAUCAUCAAACGGACACGAAGAUUUUGAAGUCUAACACCGGUUCUAACGUGUCCCAAAGCGUGAUCAAAGGUGAACAGGUGACUUACUUUGGUAAUGAUCGGGAUUACAGUACAGAUUCCAGUGGUGGCAGGAGAUUGAACGGUGAUACACGCAGAGUUUCGAAAUCUUCCGUGGAAGGAAGCGUGAAGAUCGUUGUAAAGGGACCUGACGUGGAAGAAGCAAUCGUUCCGACUAUUCUACAUCCCCAACCGCCUAGAAAAUCACCGCCUUGUUUGUCGGCCAUCAUGGCAGUGAGGCACUGUGACUUUAUCGACCAGGAAGAGGCGUUCAAUUCUCACGAUGAAGAUAUCGAAGACGAAACACUGGGUGAUGGUAGCGAUUCCCUUCUCAGUGCCUCUCGGCUGAAAUAUAAUGGCAAGAAUCAAGCGUACGAGGAACAAAUCAAAAACACCGAGGUCGAUCAUUUCCAAAAGCAGUGCAACCGGAAAGAAACAGAAAAUACCAGUGAUCGUAAGAUGAAGAAAAGCUUCGACGAUCUCCGGUGUUUCAGUGAAAACGAAAUAAAAGAGAAAAAAACGAUCAGGAACUACGAGACAUCGUGCAAUACGAAGAACAAAACGACGAACGAGACGAAAUCGAGUAAUAGACAAACAGACGGAAUUUCCCACAGACAUAGUUCGAAAUAUAGAAGCGAGGUAGAAAAGAGGAAACUUCUUCGUAGAUCUGCGAGUCACGAUUAUCUCGAAUCGAGUGCUUCCAGCCCACGAUCGAAAAGAUCCAGUAAAAGUAGAGUGGAGAAUCACAUUAGAAAGUUUGAGAGCCUGAACUCUUUCGACGAGCAUCGAAGUCUCCAAAGUUACGGAAGACCCGGCAGCUCGGAGAAUUUAAGCAAACAGGAGCAGUUUUUCGGGGAAGGAAACUCGAGAAGUAGGAUGCGCAGGUCAGAGUCGUUCCAUCACGUAUCUCAUAUCGCUAGAAAGGAUCAGUGCUCGUCACAAGGAGGAAGUGACAGUGGAUUGUUCUAUGUUACGGACUUCAACCUUGAACCUCUGGUAACGCGGAGACCCAGAUCCAUCGAGGCUCCAAAAUCUCCCAAUCUACUAACCAAAUCUUUGGAUAGGAUCGACGAAGGUCUAGACUCGAUGAUUGAUAUUGUAAUCAUGGAGGAGAAAACUCAAUGGAGUUCUAGUAAAUAUCAAUCCAAGACGAAAAAGUGUCGAGAAGAAAGGGCACUUGUUAGAUCGAAGUCAAGUAGAUUAGAAGACUCGAAAAGUUGCUUCGAACUGACAUCCAAAGGCAGGAAGGAAGAAUCGAAGAGUAAACAUCUAAAAAGCGAUGAAUUUUAUUCCGGGCAUGUGAGCAAUAAGCAAUUAAGAAGUGACGAGCUGUACGAGGAACAGAGAAAUCGAGAAUGGAACGAGCUUAAUUCUUCCAGGAAAAACGAAUUAGAUCUUGACUGUACUCCAAUGAUACUGAUGAAGAAUGGCGUGAGACAUAAUUCAUUCUGUCAGAAUGAGAAUAUUGGUAACAGGUUCUUGAAUAAAUCGAUGGAUUCCGGGAUUUUCGCUGGACGAACUUACGACACAUUUGGAUUAGGGAAAAAUCGGUUUAAUGCUGGGAAAUAUUCGGGAAAUCAACAGAUGAAAGAAAGUCCAAUUGGAAGAAGAAACACUACUUCCUCUGCAGGUGGAAAUCGUGGAAAAGUCACUGAUGUUGUUUCAGGGCUUUAUUAAAACUAUUUGAGUGUAUUCAAAUUUCCUGAUUCUGCUCAUAUGCUCACAGAAGAUAUUGUAUUAUAGAUUGGAAUAUAUUCUUGUACAGAUUUGAGAGAGUUAUCAAGAAGCUUUAAGCGAUUUUUGCUUAAUAUUUCAUAAACGUUUCGUAUUUCUUUUCUCACACUCGUUACACGACGGCAUCGAAAUUAAAACGUAAUAUCGUUGUUUGUAAUAUUUAUCUUAAUUUGCAAUUCAGCCAACACGCGACUCCAAUGUUGCUACGUAUUAUUGGCCAAUUGACAAUCUAAUUUAUAUUGUAAUUAAUACUGUUGAUAAAUCUGGUAAACAUGUACGUUUCAGUAUGAAAAUAAGUAUUUUGGUGAUGGAGCGAUUACACGAUUUUAGUAGACGGUGUGCAAUAUAUUCUUUCUUUCAAAUAAGUAUGUAUCUUUGUAAUUAAUUAAUUGCGUUAAAGAAAAGACUGUAAUUUAUAAACGUUUACAUAGGAGUGUACAAAUUAUAACACAUAAAUAUUUACACAAUA
Bombus impatiens (common eastern bumble bee) is the source of this 4094-nucleotide messenger RNA. RefSeq lists its product as uncharacterized. Lineage: Eukaryota; Metazoa; Arthropoda; Insecta; Hymenoptera; Apidae. Gene Ontology annotation, molecular function: actin filament binding; small GTPase binding. The record is from RefSeq and is a predicted model, not a curated record. Bases 671 to 3568 code for a protein of 965 amino acids. Gene Ontology annotation, cellular component: cytosol. The transcript is spliced from 4 exons. Gene Ontology annotation, biological process: regulation of cell shape; cell migration; cortical actin cytoskeleton organization.